Molecule: messenger RNA, 6075 nt
Organism: Alexandromys fortis (reed vole)
Lineage: Eukaryota; Metazoa; Chordata; Mammalia; Rodentia; Cricetidae
Gene: Brat1
Product: BRCA1 associated ATM activator 1
Exons: 14
Coding region: 201-2669 (822 amino acids)
Biological process (GO): cell population proliferation; DNA damage response; positive regulation of protein phosphorylation
Cellular component (GO): nucleus
Molecular function (GO): protein binding
Source: RefSeq, a predicted model, not a curated record
CGUGAGCAUUUCAGGGAUUCAGAUCCCGGUAACGCGGAGUAGGAGCUCCGGACAGGCACUUGGGGCCUGGUGGUGCAUUCUGCACUCUCGGGCCUAGGCCCAUAACAGAGAGACGCGGAGGCGGGAUUCGAACCCUAGCUACCUCGAAACGCGGAGUGCGCACCUCUUACCCGGAAUUGGGAGGAACCGCUGCCCUGAUCAUGGACCCAGAAUGCUCCAGGCUCCUCCCUGCUCUCUGUGCUGUUCUGGCAGAUCCCAGGCAGCUGGUGGCAGAUGACACCUGCUUGGAGAAACUGCUGGAUUGGUUUAAAACAGUGAUGGAGACAGAGUCCAGCCUCCAACUGCUGCAGGACCACCCCUGCCUAAUGGAGCUACUGUCCCAUGUGCUGAAGCCACAGGACGUGAGCCCCAGGGUCCUCUCCUUUGCUCUACGCCUUGUUGGGAUCUUUGCAGCCCAGGAAGACUGUUUCCAGUACCUCCAGCAGGGGGAGUUGUUGCUGGGGCUCUUUGGGGAGACUGGUGCCCUCAGCUGGGCAGCCUGGAGCGUGCCCAGUGUGCGCAGUGGCUGGAUCCAGGGCUUGUGCUCCCUGGUACGCCACCCCAGCGCCCUGCACUUCCUGGCUGACAGUGGUGCUGUGGACACGAUCUUCUCCUUGCAGGGAGACCCUAGCCUGUUUGUGGCCUCUGCAGCCAGCCAGCUCCUAGUACACAUCCUGGCUCUUGCCAUGCAAGAUGGGGCUUCAGGGUCCCCCACCCGAGAGGCUGCUGCCUGGCCCAUCUGUGCUCAGAAGAUUGUGAACCAUGUGGAAGAGUCCUUGCAUUCCAAAGCCACCCCACAGGUCACACAGGCCCUGAAUGUACUGACCACCACUUUUGGGCGCUGCCAUAGCCCCUGGACAGGGGUCCUCUGGGAGCGGCUGAGUCCUCCUGUUGCCUGCCUGUUUGAGAGAGACCCCAUUCCAGCUGUCCAUUCACUCAUGGACCUCCUCCUCAGCGUGGCCAGGUCUCCUGUGUUGAAUUUUUCAGCCUGUGGUUUGUGGGAGAUGCUGGCCCAGACUCUGAACCGCCUGAGCCCUACACAAGCUGGGCCUCUAGCUCUGGGGACCCUGAAACUCCAGCAUUGUCCCCAGGAACUGAGAACCCGGGCCUUCAGUGUCCUCCUCCAGCCCCUGGCCUGUAUCCUGAAAGCCACCACUCAGGCGCCUGGACCUCCAGGCUUGCUGGACGGUGCUGCAGAUAGCUUGCUGACUGUGGAUACGCUCUUGUCAUCUAAGUCGACCUGUGUGGGACUUCUCUGCCAGACUCUGGCUCACCUGGAGGAACUACAGAUGCUGCCCCAGUGCCCCUCCCCCUGGCCCCAGGUGCCCCUGCUGGGAGCUGCGGUGACCAUAUUGCGUCUCUGUGAUGGCUCGGCGGACCCCAGCUCCAGUGUGGGAGGUCGUCUCUGUGGGACCCUGGGUGGCUGUGUUCGUGUUCAGCGAGCAGCCCUCGACUUCUUGGGGACACUGUCUCAGGGAAUGGGCCCCCUUGAGUUGGUGCUGGAGGUGUUUGCUGUUCUCCUGAAGACCCUCGAGAGCCCAGAGUCCAGCCCCAUGGUCCUGAAGAAGGCCUUCCAGGCUACCCUCAGGUGGCUCCAGAAUUCACACAAGACCCCCAGCUGCUCUGACCUCAGCACUGAUGCCCUGCUGUUCCUUGGAGAGCUAUUCCCCAUACUACAGAAGCGUCUGUGCAGCCCGUGUUGGGAGGUGAGGGACUCCGCCCUGGAGUUCCUGACACAUCUGAUCCGACACUGGGGAGGGCAGGCUGACUUCAGAGAGGCACUGCGUUCCUCAGAAGUGCCCGCGCUUGCCUACCAGCUCCUCCAAGACCCCGAGAGUUAUGUCCGAGCAAGUGCAGUAGGCGCUGCUGGGCAGCUCUCUACCCGGGGCCUACAGGCCGCUCCCACCAGCCCCGAGAACCAGCAGGCCCAGCAGGGCCUACUUAUGGACCUCAUGCAUAUCCUGUCUACGGACUCAGAGGGCUUCCCUCGGAGGGCUGUCUUACGGGUCUUUACUGAGUGGCUGAGGGAUGGCCAUGCUGAUGUGGUUCAAGACACAGAAUGGUUUGUGGCCACUGUGCUGCAGGCAGUGAGCCGGGAUCUGGACUGGGAGGUCCGAGUGCAGGGUUUGGAGCUGGCACAGGUGUUCCUCAUCCAGGCAAUGGGGCAGCCCAGCCUCUGCUGUCCCUAUACAGUAGGCCUACCUGAGGCCACCUCUCCCAGCCCACACCCAGAAUUCUUGCAAACUCUUUGCCGUCUGCCACUCUUUGAGUUUGCUUUUUGUGCCUUGCUUGACUGUGACCGACCAGUGGCCCAAAAGGCCUGUGACUUGCUUCUCUUCUUGAGGGACAAGACAUCUUCCUGCAGUGGCACCCAGGAGGCUGGGGAUAACCCUAGCUUAGCCUCUGUGGAGGCUGUGCUGCAGAGGUGGCGGGAGGGUGAGCAGGGCCAGCCCCUGGGGGACCUGGAGCCCGAGGCCAUGCUAGCUAUCCUGCGGUCCCUGGACUUGGAGGGCCUGCAGGACAAGCUGGCCAAGAGCAGCGACUAUGUGGAAAAGAGCCCACAGUCCCUACUACAGGACCUGCUGGCCACGGUGGGUAUAUUAGAGGAGAAUGAAGCUGACUGCUACUAAGACUGUGUCCCCAUCCUUCAUCCCUCGCCAGCAGACGGACUCCAGCCCAGGCCAGCUGCUCAUGAACCCUCCAGGGAGUGGAUCAAAGUUCCCAUAUUUUAAGCCGGGUAUGAUGACACAGUUGUGGUUCCAGAGUUUUAAAGGCCAAGGGAGGAGAGGUAGAGUUCCUGCCCAGUGUGGACUAGAUAGCAGUCCUGUCUCAAAAACAAAAACUCUACCUUUUGUGUGCGUGUGCAUGCAGAUCAGAGGUCAGUCCCUGGUGUCUCCUCAGGUGCUGUCUACCAGUGAGGACGGGUCUCUCACUGGGACUUGGUUCUCACUGAUGAGAUUUGCCGGUAAGGUCCAGGGAUCCUGUCCUCUCCUCCUAGCACUGGGAUUGUGAUACUGCAUCCCCACACCUGGGUUUUUACAUGGGUGCUGGCAUCUGAACUCAGGUCCUCAUGCUUGCACGGCAAGCACUUUAUCCACUGAACCGUCUCCCCAGGUCCACAGACUCCUACCUUCUGAUGUAUUAUUAAAGAAGUGGCUUGUUUUCUCCUCAGAACAAGUAGCGUCCAAGUCUAUAAUCAUCCAAGUUAAUUUUGUAUAUGGUUCAACACAAGGUCUCACUGGUAUUCUUUCAUGCGUGGCCAUUUCACGCUCUCUACUCCAUCCAACUACCAAGGUUUAGAAGUCCCAUAAUCUGUAAUUUAAUUACUUACAGGGCGGUGUUAGUACACACCUUUUAUCUCAGCAUUUGGGAGGCAGAGAUAGGUGGAUCUCUGAUUUCAAGGCUAGCCUGGUCUACAAAGUGAGUUCCAGAACAGCCAAGACUACUCAGAGAUAGUCUAUCUCAAAAGACCAAAAAAAAAAAAAAAAAAAAAAAUUAAAAUACUUUGAAUGUUGUUCAAAGUUGCAGCUGUGGGUUCUGUUUAAAAGGGAGAAAAGGCUCCAUCUUGUUUUAAGAGGGAAGACCAAGGGCACAGCUACAGUGACAGCAACACCAAAAUCCAGCGGUGUAAAAGCUCAGUGGCUGACAUUUCGAGCUCACUCAUGACCUGGGCAGCUCCGCUUCUGUACUACCAUCCACAACACACAGCUGGUCUUCUAGACCUCGUACCCGUGGGCAUCCCACGAUCCUGGCUUCUCAAAUAAGCUGGGUCUCCACCACAGCUAAGGUUACGCCUUCACCAGUGGUCUCUCCUGGGUUCUUUUCAUGAUCACUUUAAUCCUGUGGCUUUUGUGUGACGAAACCAGUACCACACGAGUUUACCAAAUUGAGCUGCCAGCUUGAGACAGUCUUGACCCCCUCUGGACCACACUUCUGUGUGUUGAUUCUGAAGAAUUCCUUCUCAGAUUUAUCUCAGUGGUCCUGGUCUCUGUUGAUCACAGCUGGCCAGAAAUGGAUUCUGAGUUUAAAUAUAUCACAUGAGUGGCCCCGUUAGUUUUUCUUCCUUCUUAAACUGUCAGAAGCCAGGCGUCGGUCGUUCGCAUUUCUCUGAACACUCACACAGGCUCUCACACAGCCAUCCAUCAGGCCUUGUGUACUGCCUUAGGUUUCUAUUGCUGUGAAAAGAUACCAUCCAUGGCAGCUUUCAUAAAAGCAUGAAAUGGGGUGGCUUGAGGUUUAGUCCACUAUCAUGGCGGGACAUGGUGGUGUGCAAGCAGAUGUGUUGCUGGAGAAAGCUGAGAGUUAAUACAUCUUUACUCAAAGACAACAGGAAGUGGUCUGUCUCACUGGGAGUGACUUGAGCAUAUGAGACCUCAAAGCCCAACUCCACAGUGAUACACUUCCUAAUAGUGUCAUUGCCUUUGAGGGCUAUUAUCUUUGAAACCAUAAGCGCUCAAUGGUUUUUUGAGCUGACAGAUCCAGACACUUGUACAAUCCUUCCCAAAACAACAUGGUCUGGUCUGUCAGCAGUACCCCACUCCUGGUACCAAGUUCUAUCCUACUUUGUCUCCUAUUGCUAUAAUAAACACCAUGGCUUUCUUAGGACUUCUAUUGCUGUGAAGAGACUCCUUGACCACAGCAUCUCUUACAAUGGAAAGUGUUUAAUUGGGACUGGCUUACAAGUUGAGAGGUUUAGUCCAUUCUUGUCAUGGUGGGAAGCAGGAUGGCAUGCAGGUAGACACGAUGCUGGAGAGGUAGCUGAGAGUUCUGUAUCUGGAUCAGCAGGAAGAGAGUGACACUGGGCUUGAUUGGAACUUCAAAGCUCACACCUGGUGACACUUCCUUCAACAAGGCCAUGCCUCCUAAUAGUGCCAUUCCCUAUGAACCUUUGGGGGUCAUUUCCGUUUAAACCACAGUAGCCAAAAGCAGCUUGCAGAAGAAAGGGUUUAUUUCAUAUUUUCCAGCCUACAGACCAUCAUGAAGUCAGGGUAGAAAUUCAGGCAGGAACCUGGAGACAGGAACUGAACCGGAGGCUACUGAAGAGUGCUGCUUGCUGUCUCAUGGCUUGCUCAGCCUGCUGUCUUAGAGUACCCUGCCAAGGAAUUACACUACCCACAGUGGAGUAGGCCCUUUACCUUAAUCAUUAAGAAAACACACCCCCAGACUUGUCCACAGGCCCAUUAGUUGGAGGCAGUUCCUCAGUUGAAGUUGCAGAUGUCUCUAGCUUGUGUCUAAUUGACGCGAUACUAACUAGCACAUGAGAAGAGCCUUUUCGGGCUGGAGAGCACUGUCUGCUCUUCCAAAGGUCCUGAGUUCAAUUCCUGGCAACCACAUGGUGGCUCACAACUAUCUGUAAUGAGGUGUGGUCCCUUUUCUGGCCCGCAGGCAUACACACAGACAGAAUAUUGUAUACGUAAUAAAUAUUAAAAAAAAAAAAAGAUCCUUUUUCCUAGGUGAGAUCUGGUGCCCCUGGGAAGGUGCCUGGCUCAUGGGUGAGGGUGUGUCUUCUGGGCCCUGCCAUCUGUUGGUCUGUGGGUGUUUAUAUGCCAUACCAUCAUGGUUUCUCUACUUUUAUUUGCUUUGUCUUAUUUCUGAGACUUUCAUGUAUCUCAUGCUAGGCUCAAACUUCUACAUAGAUGAGGGUGCUCUUGAAUUAUCCUGCUUACACACCCCAAGAGUGCUGGCAUGACAGGCAUAUACCACUCUGCUCGGUUUUUGCAUUGCCGAGGGUGGAAACCAGGGCCUCGUGCAUACCAGAGAGGCCUGCUACUCACUGAGCUACAGCCUCCAGCCUUUGCAGAGCUUUAUAGUGAUUGACUUUUGCCAGUGUGAUCCCCGCCCCCGAAUUGCUUUGCUAUUUGGAACUCCUGUGGCUCCAUAGAAACUUCAGUUUUGGGCUGGAGAGAUGGCUCAGUGGCUAAGAGCAUUGCCUGCUUUUCCAAAGGUUCUGAGUUCAAUUCCCUGCAACCACAUGGUGGUUCACAACCAUCUGUAAUGACAUCUGGUGCCCUCUUCUGGCCUGCAGACAUACAGACA